Molecule: messenger RNA, 2256 nt
Organism: Lingula anatina
Lineage: Eukaryota; Metazoa; Brachiopoda; Lingulata; Lingulida; Lingulidae
Product: solute carrier family 23 member 2
Biological process (GO): transmembrane transport
Cellular component (GO): membrane
Molecular function (GO): transmembrane transporter activity
Source: RefSeq, a predicted model, not a curated record
AAAGAUAACACGCAAUCUAAAUAUGCAUGUCCUACUUAGAUUUCUGUCGAGGUAGCAAAAUAGUGGCCAGGUGGUCGCAUUACAGUUUUAAAACCCUUCCAGCAAUGAGCAAGAGAUCCGCGUGAUACCAUUAGUCAUGGAGAUGCACACCAUUGAGAAAUUACAGUCGGAUCAAACUUUUGUCAGCUCCGACGAUGAUGCGCCUGUUGAAUACCAACUGGAGGAAAAAUUUGAAGACGGUCGCAUGGGAAACUCGGAAGAAGUGUCCUUGCUCUAUCCUCUAGACAAAUGUCCCCCCGUGGCUGUUACCAUCAUUUUAGCUAUUCAGCAAGUGGUGAUGUGCAUCACGGGCACGAUGUCGCUGCCGUUAAUACUGAGCGGGCUGCUUUGUCAAGAGGACAACUACGAACUGCUGGCGGAGUUACAGAGCACCGCCAUCUUUGUGUCUGGCUUGGUGUCGGUGUUACAGUGCACCAUAGGGAUACGACUUCCCAUUAUCCAAGGAGGAAGCCAUUCCUUUGUGGCGCCGAUGAUCGCCAUGUUGUCUCUGGAGAGGUUCAGGUGUCCGGAAACACCAGAAGCAACCCUGAUGGCCAACACAACGUUAGGAAAUUUGUCGUCUGCUCGGGACGCCAUGUCUGAUGUGCAGUGGCAGGACCGCUUGAAUGUCGUACAAGGAAGUCUCAUGGUGGCGUCUAUUGUACAGAUAUUCCUUGGGUGCACAGGCGCCAUUGGUUUUCUACUGCAAUACAUUGGACCCCUCACAAUCGCUCCUACCAUCACUAUGAUUGGACUGUCUCUCUUCUCCGUGGUGUAUAAAUAUUCUCAGGCACACUGGGGAAUGUGGGCACUCUCUUGUGCCAUUGUAUUCAUCAGUGGAGUAUAUUUGAGGAAGAUACAAGUACCAUUUGUGUGGUGGUCUCGUAAGGAAAAAUGCCGCAAAGUGUCCUGUUAUUUAUUCGUGUUACUACCGGUUGUAUUCAGUAUCGUCAUCACGUGGCUAGCGUGCUGGAUUCUCACGGCCACCGGCUCUCUGCCAGAUGACCCGAAGGCCGUACAGUACAAAGCGCGCACUGACGCAGGAUUGGUAGGGAUUCGGAACGCUAAGUGGUUCUUCUUUCCAUAUCCAGGACAGUAUGGUACACCAGUCAUAAACGCUGGCGGCGUGUUUGGUAUGAUAGCAGGAACAUUGGCAUCUGUCGUGGAGUCGGUAGGAGAUUACUACGCCGCGGCCAAGCUAUGUCAGGUGCCAGCACCCCCAGCACACGCCGUGAACCGAGGCAUGUUGGUGGAGGGGCUGGGAAGCGUCCUCUCCGGCUCCCUGGGGAUGGGGCACGGCACAACAUCGUAUAGCAAUAACGUCGGUGUGAUAGGAAUUACCAAGGUCGCCAGCCGGCGAGUGUACCAAGUGGCAGGGAUCAUGAUGGUGUGUAUGGGCGUUAUAGGCAAGGUGGGGGCCGCUUUGGCCGCUAUACCCUUACCAAUCCAGGGCGGUGUUUUAACCAUUGGACUUUCCUUUGUGGUGUCCGUGGGGAUCUCCAACGUUACGUAUAUUGAUAUAAGAUCGGCCAGAAAUAUGUCCAUUUUGGGCUUUUCUUUGAUGUGUGGGUUCGUCGUGCCAGAAUGGGCAAAGCAGAACACCGAUGCUAUAAAAACAGGGGUGGACGGACUGGAUGCUGUUAUCACAGUGUUUUUAACAACGCCGAUGUUUCUCAGCGGUGCGCUGGGGUUCUUCCUAGACAACACUAUUCCAGGCACAAAAGCCGAGAGGGGCAUAGGAAAAUGGCACGAAGAGGUCUUUGCGAAUGCACAAAAUCCCGAAGGUUAUGACGAUCCGAAAACCAAAGAAUAUGAAGUUUACAGCAUUCCAUAUAUAACUCCGUACUUGGAAAAAAUAACGUGUUGCUCAAACAUCCCCUUCAUGCCAAGUUUCGACUCGGAAAGGAUAAAAUGUAGAAAUAAAUGCAAGUGUAGGCGCUCUAAGAUGGUCGUAUGAUAGAAAAAAAAACCCUGUGCUAUUACACGUACACGUCUCAUAAUCAGUCCAUGGGGUUGGUUGCAUGUGAUCGCUUUUACAUAAAAAGAAAACAAAUCGAAAUUGAAAGGUGAUUGUAACUUGCAGUUCUAAUUUGGUGAAACUUUAUGGGCUUAAAAACCAGUCACAAAAGUGACAUAUUUUAACACGUGAAAAUUAAUAUUAUAUUUUGGAGGGUAGCAAAUGUACAAACAAACAAAUAAACAGUGAAUGAAUGAAAA